Messenger RNA from Harmonia axyridis, 1779 nucleotides. RefSeq lists its product as uncharacterized. The transcript is spliced from 3 exons. Lineage: Eukaryota; Metazoa; Arthropoda; Insecta; Coleoptera; Coccinellidae. The record is from RefSeq and is a predicted model, not a curated record. The coding region runs from base 1 to 1779 and encodes 592 amino acids.
AUGAAUAAAGAAAUGAACAAUCUUAUCAAGAACAUUCAGAACAGUGAAACAGAAGAAACAGUACAGGAACUCACAAAUGAAAUACAUAGAAGACAGACAUAUAUAAUAACAGAAUGUACAAAGACCCACAACAAAAAACUAGAAACACUGACUAGAAGAACAAACAUACAAGGAGACACAAAAUAUUUGACCGACGAUACAAUAGAGAACAUCACACAAACAACACUCCCCCCAUAUGUAAUUGAUACUCUCAAAUUGGGAGCAAAAUUUGCCAUAGAGGACAAUAACAUCGGAAAAGUCUCAACACACCAAAUAUUGGCACAGAUUGAAGGAGGAAUCACAAAAUUACCAACAGACGAACAGAAUGACAUACGAAUGAAAGUAGCACAAACACUGAGUUCACAUAUAAAAGACAUAAAGGGACAAAAACAGAGACACAACAAACAUUUAACUAACUUUACCAAAACAAAAAAAUUUUUCAAAGAACACAACGAAUUACUGAUUACAAGAGCAGACAAAGGAAACAAGACGGUAAUCAUGACAAACACGGAAUACGAGGAAAAAAUGAGCAUUUUGUUGAAAGAUAAUACUACAUACAUAAAAACUAAACGAGACAUGACGCUAACAUUAGAAAAACAAAACAACAAAAUAAUAAAGAAUUGGAAAGAGAAAGGAUUCAUAUCAGAAAUUGAUUACAAAACAUUAACCAUACACAACAGCAAAACGCCAAAAAUAUACGGAUUACCUAAAAUCCACAAAGAAGGAAAUCCUUUACGUCCAAUAGUGUCUUGUGUCCAAUCACCUUUAUACCAUCUGUCAAAAUACCUAGCGGGAAUACUAACACAUACAAUCGUAUCUCUAUACACAAAUAUCCCUAUUGAGCUAGUGAAAGAAACGAUAAAAGAAAGAUGGCACCAACUAACAUUACACACAGAAAUACCUGAAAAUGAAUUCACAGAAACAACUCAACUUAUAAUUAAUAACAGCUAUUUUCAAUAUAGAGAUGAAUUCUACAAACAAAUGAAGGGAGUAGCCAUGGGAACCCCAAUAUCAAGUGUGAUUGCCCAAAGUGUAAUGGAACACAUAGAACAAAAAAUCAUGGAAAAGUACAACAACAAAGCCUUUUUCAGGAUAUAUGUUGAUGAUUGUCUCUUAAUAACCACACCAACAAUAAUGAAACACAUUUUACGAGACUUCAACAAUGCUCAUACAUUAUUACAAUUUACGAUCGAACAGGAAAAAGACAAAACAUUAGACUUCUUGGACAUGACACUCAUCAACAAAGACAACAAAAUACUAACAAAAUGGAAAAAUAAAAAACAAAACUCCGACCGCAUCUUGGACUAUAAUUCCAACCAUCACACCGGACAAAUACGAGGCACAAUAAUUGGAUACAUUGACAGAGCCCUCAAACUCACAUCACCGGAAUUGAGACCAAAACUUAUAAAAGAAUUGAAAGACCGACUUAUUAAGAACAACUACUCUACAAAGAUGACUACACCAUUAAUAAACCAAAGAAUACAUAGACUGUACAACACGAUAAUAACUGAGGAAAAGAAAGAACAGAAAACACGAAUACCAAUUCCCUACACCAAAAACUUAUCACAUAAAAUAACAAAGAUAUUAAAACCCCACAACAUCGAAUUAAGGAAGUGCAUCAUGCAGACGAAUGUUCACAUAGAUGCCAAGAAUUUGAGGACAUCAUCGGACCAUAGACUGGAAGGUGGUAGCAGCCAAAUAAGAGCCUAUGAGGUACAUCAGACUUUACGCUUAGCAUAA